UUGUUCAAUAAAUUAUUUUCAGGCGUCGUACAUGAUUGUGGACGAAAUGCACGAGGAGCAUCCGGAGCUUCUACGCGAUCAGUAUUGGGACGAAAUAGUGCCCAAAGAGCUGCCGUACACUGUUGGUUCCGAACAUUAUCGCAAACAUGAACCGAAAGGAUCAGCCGAACACUACAAAGUGAAGCAAAACGAUGCACUCUAUGCCAAUAUUUCGACAGCGAAGGGUGGUGAGGACGUGUAUGCAGACUAUGAAAGUGUCGAUACUCCAAUGGUGGAGCGUAGAAAGAAUUGGUUCAGUCGACAAAUAUCUCGCAUGGGUUCAGUGCGGAGCUCGUCGACAGCCUAUUCGUCCGGUGGCGUAUUCAAGCGAAACCGUAACAACUCGGUUUAUGCUAAUCCCGAGGCGGUCUUACCAGGACAGACUACUCAACCGCCUGCGCAUAAAAUGAGUUUGUACGAGAAAUUUGUGAGUCGGAAAUCGGAUCGACAACAGCGACAGUUUUUGAAGCAAAAUUCCAAAUUAAAUCUGAACGGAGCACUCUCGACAGCACCACAGAAAAACCGUCCCCGGAUCCCUACACCAGACGUUUCAAAUGACAAAGAGAAUCGAUUCAAUUUGAUGCCAACGCCAUCGUCCCAGUCCAGCAACAACCAGCAUUCCAUUUUGAAUAUAGCAGAAAGCGUUGCGCUUGCAACUCGAAAACUUGCCACCGAGCCGAGUGUCUAUCCAACACCGACGAAAGACGACACCCUUCCAAUAGCAACUCUCCAGCUCAGUCCCAUAAACGAAAUGGAUUCCGGUUCGGUGAACAAUACCCUUAACACCAACAGUCCCACCACAGCCGAACUCGCUCGCUCGGUGGUGAUACCAACGGUAACAUCUAGUGGCAGUUUUGCCGAAAUUACAAACACACCGUCCAUGAUGCGCGUCACUCUAUUCCCGAAAGUGACGAACGGCACAUCGCCCAGCCACGAAGUAUCCGUGUCCAUUCAAACGAUGCCGAUGAAUUCAUCGCCAACGACUCCAUCGAAUGUUAUCAUCACCGAAAUACCAUCCGACACAAUGGACGACGAAGUGGACGGGAUCAGGGGACGCCCACUUUCGCGGCAAAGCAGUUCAUUGUCGGCUGCACCGCACGUCGGUCGUAUGCGAACGAUAUCGGACGCAUCGAAUAAAUCGCCAGUGCCAGGACGGCAGAAUAAUUUAGGAAAUUCGUCGGCACCGUCGACUUUGAAGAAAAGCACACCGGAACAGAAAACCGGAGAGGUUUACGUUUGAGUCGAUGAUAUGUUGGUUGGAUAUGUCGGGCUGGAACGUUUUUUUUUUGUAAAUAAAGGAAAGAGUGGGAGAUGGGUUUCCAUUCGACCAGUUCUGUUACACCAACAGCCCUAACUGCAAUUCAAAGCAUAUUUGACUCAUAAAGAGUUUUAUGAUCUUCCGAUUCACCUUUUUUUAAGAAAUUCAAUUAAUUCCGCGAUGAUGAAUUUAAAACAACAAUUAUGUCGCUGUCGCCAGUAAGCCGGCUGAACCGGUCUGAAUUGGAAGCACUAAUUGCGCAUAAAUUUUGAUUUUUAAUUUUAUUUCUUGUGAUAAUACUUUUAGUUGUAACAACCGUAAAAGGGAAAUUCUAUUUUGUAAAAAGUUUCUGUUUGCCGCGACCGAGCGACCGUUUUUUUAUCUCUCCUUCUUAUUAUUGUGCUAAUGAAAAAUGUUAAGGAUUUUUAAUAGGCCAUAAUGUUAUAGAUGUUUACGUUUUAAGU
Bradysia coprophila is the source of this 1761-nucleotide messenger RNA. RefSeq lists its product as uncharacterized. NCBI's taxonomy places the organism in Eukaryota, Metazoa, Arthropoda, Insecta, Diptera, Sciaridae. The record is from RefSeq and is a predicted model, not a curated record.